Triplophysa dalaica is the source of this 2572-nucleotide messenger RNA. It is a transcript of the gene mtmr2, whose product is annotated as myotubularin related protein 2. Gene Ontology annotation, molecular function: phosphatidylinositol-3,5-bisphosphate 3-phosphatase activity. Lineage: Eukaryota; Metazoa; Chordata; Actinopteri; Cypriniformes; Nemacheilidae. Gene Ontology annotation, biological process: dephosphorylation. The record is from RefSeq and is a predicted model, not a curated record. The transcript is spliced from 16 exons. Bases 141 to 1994 code for a protein of 617 amino acids.
CCCACCUACAGGAAUUGUGGAAAGACAUGGCAGCUUCCGGUGUUUGUGGUGAGUGGAUUUCCGUACACUACAGUUCCUACUUUUAAGAAGUUACGAGGUCUCCUUAACAUUUUUGGUGCCGCGGUUCUGUCGGGUUCGGUAUGGAGGAGAGCGGCAGUGUGGAUAGUGUGGAGUCGCUGUGCAGCUCUACCACGACCCGGUCAGACCGUUCGAGUGUCACUGCGGCAGAACUGCGGGGUAAAGGACGGGCAACUGAAAAGGUCCACAAGGACCCAAAAAAAGAUGAGCUUCCCCUUCUGCCAGAGGAACGGAUUCAGGAUGCUGCUAAAGACGUGACGUACAUUUGUCCAUUCAGUGGAGCUCUCAGAGGAACUCUAACGGUCACCAAUUACAGAUUGUUUUUCAGGUGUACUGAGAGGGAGCCGGUGUUUGUGCUGGAUCUACCACUGGGAGUUUUAAGCAGAAUAGAAAAGAUUGGAGCUGCAACCAGCAGAGGAGACGUCUCAUUCGCCCUUGUUUGCAAGGAUAUGAGGAACCUACGUUUUGUGCACAAGGAGCCCGAAGACUCGCUCAAGAAGUCUGUCUUUGAAGUUCUUAUGAAAUUUGCGUUUCCAGUGUCAAACAACAUGUCUCUUUUCGCAUUUGAGUAUAAGCAGGCGUUCCCUGAAAAUGGAUGGAAGGUGUAUGAUCCACUGGCUGAAUAUAAGAGACAGGGUCUUCCGAACGAGAGCUGGAGAAUCUCUAAAGUGAAUGAUCACUAUGAGCUGUGUGAUACCUACCCAGCAGUGCUAGUUGUCCCGGUAACCAUCACUGAUGAGGAACUGCGGCGUGUCGCUAGCUUCAGGGCCAAAGGCCGCAUUCCUGUGCUCUCAUGGAUCCAUCCAGAGAGUCAGGCCGCUGUGGUUCGGUCUAGUCAGCCCAUGGUGGGACAGAACGGCCGGCGCUGCAAAGAGGACGAGAAGCUCCUGCAGGCAAUCAUGGAUGCAAAUGCACAAUCACACAAACUCUUCAUAUUUGAUGCCAGGCCCAGUGUGAAUGCUGUAGCUAACAAGAUGAAAGGAGGGGGGUAUGAGAGUGAAGAUGCUUAUCAGAACGCUGAACUGGUGUUUUUGGAAAUCCAUAACAUUCACGUAAUGCGUGAGUCGCUGCGGAAAGUGAAGGAGGUCGUCUAUCCUAACAUCGAGGAAUCUCAUUGGUUGUCAAACCUUGAGUCCACACAUUGGCUGGAACACAUCAAGUUGAUUUUGGCAGGAGCUUUAAGAAUAGCCGAUAAAGUGGAGUCUGGGAAAACCUCAGUGGUGGUUCACUGCAGCGAUGGCUGGGACAGAACGGCUCAGCUCACCUCGCUGGCCCUGAUAAUGCUAGACUCUCAUUACAGAACCAUUCGGGGUUUUCAGAUCCUGCUGGAGAAAGAGUGGCUCAGCUUUGGGCACCGUUUCCAACAAAGAGUGGGUCACGGUGAUAAAAAUCACACCGAUGCCGACCGCUCUCCGAUCUUCCUGCAGUUCAUUGACUGUGUUUGGCAGAUGAUCAGACAGUUUCCUGCAGCUUUCGAGUUUAAUGAGAAUUUUCUCAUUACAAUACUGGAUCACCUCUACAGCGGCCUUUUUGGGACAUUUCUGUGUAACAGUGAGCAGCAAAGACUCAAAGAGGAAGUGCCGAAGCGCACCGUAUCGCUGUGGUCGUUUGUGAACAGUCAGCUGGAGGAGUUUGUGAAUCCUCUGUACGUGCACUACUCGUCCCAUGUGCUUUUCCCCACUGUGGGUAUUCGACACCUGCAGCUCUGGGUCUCCUACUACAUUCGCUGGAACCCGCGUAUGCGGCCACAGGAGCCUGUCCAUCAGCGCUACAAGGAGCUGUUAGCCAAACGGGCUGAACUUCAGAAGAGGGUGGAAGAUUUACAGCGUGAGGCAGCCAAUCGCACAGCUUCUUCAUCCUCUGAGAGGGCCGGGUCUCCUACUCGCUCCAUCACGCCUGUGCAAACCUUUGUUUGAGUACCCCAGAACUUAAAGAAGCAUGUAGCUCUUCAUGUACUGUCCCAGUUCUCUUAGUUCUCGCCGUGAUAGACAGCUGAUGUAAAUCCACACACCAUAACAUUUACCUGCUGCUACCAGGUGGCUGGAUGAGAAAAGCUUUUAAUCACUAAAACUGAUACUGGUAUUAUAUUAAUACAUUUAUUAAGACUAGUGAGACAUGUUAGAAAAUAUUGUAUGUUGACUGUGGCAGAAGGGAAUGACGUGUUCUGGGACUGUGCAUCAUAUGACCAAAGAAAUGUGAUGUCACUGUAGUUCUGUCUACAUCAUUUCGAUGUGGAUGGAAUCAGAGGCAAGUCUUGUCAGCUUCAGGGUUUUACGUACAGACUUCUGUCCUUCUUGAAAUUCCAUAUUUUCUUAGACUUGUUCAUUUUAACAUUAUUAGUAAUUGUAUUAAAAGCGAUACAGACCUGUUACUUAAAUGUGCGCAUUUGCUUAUAGAUUAACAUUGACUACUGAAGUGUGCUGACACUAAUUGCCAAUCAUCAUCCUUUACACUUCAGGAGUUAACACCCAAUAAAACACGUGCAGUGUCUGCA